Chlorella variabilis is the source of this 831-nucleotide messenger RNA. RefSeq lists its product as hypothetical. The record is from RefSeq and is a predicted model, not a curated record. The transcript is spliced from 4 exons. Lineage: Eukaryota; Viridiplantae; Chlorophyta; Trebouxiophyceae; Chlorellales; Chlorellaceae. Gene Ontology annotation, cellular component: CURI complex; UTP-C complex. The coding region runs from base 1 to 831 and encodes 276 amino acids. Gene Ontology annotation, biological process: rRNA processing; ribosomal small subunit assembly.
AUGGCCAGCACCAGCUACAAAGUCCUCCCUGUGAGGCUGCUUGGCCCUGGCCCGGCCACUGUCAGAUAUCUCUACAUCAAGCCGCACACGGGGGAAGACAGCCUGCCCAAGGACCGCGCAGUCUACAUCGCUGGCGUGCCGGCCCAGCUGCAGGGCACUGCCCUGGUGGAGCUGUUUGCUAGAUAUGGCACCAUCGAGCGAGCGGCGCUGCAUGGCAGCAGAGUGUCGGCGGUGCUGCUGUAUGCGGCGGCGGAGGGGCGGGACAAGCUGCUCAAGGCGGCCGCCAAGGGGCGGCCCUUAGAACUGCAGCUGCAGGAGCCCACAGGGCCCUACGGACUAAAAGGCGAGGCGGGGGGGGAGCCGGGGCUGCCUUGGGCUGGGGAUGAGUACAGGCAUUCACGCCAAAGCCAUCCGGAUGGCAAGCUCACACGCUGGGUGGAGGAGCACAAGGCGCUGAAGCCUGGCAAUGCAGAGCUGCAGCAGGCACUGGACGAAUGGAUGGAGGAGUGGGAGGCGGAGGAGGAGCGGCGGCGGGCAGAGGCGGUCAAGGCGCAGGAGGAGGAUGGCUGGACGGUGGUGCAGCGGCACAAGGCGAGUGGGCGCAAGAAGAAUGCCAGCGCCACUGGCGUGACGGUGGGAGGUGUGGCAGGUGCGGCGGCGGCGGCGCAGCUGCAGGCGGCGACCAAGAAGGACGCCACACACGCCGACUUCUACCGCUUCCAGCAGCGAGAGCACCGGAGGAACGAGCUGCUAAACCUGAGACAACGGUUCGAGGAAGACAAGAAGCGGAUUGCGGAACUCCGAGCGUCAAGAAAGUGGCGGCCCUACUAG